UCGACGCCAUAUGCACAAAGAUAGGCACCACCAUGACCAUGGACAACUUGGUGCGGUGGUUGAUUGUUUUAGUAGUGGGGACCAUGGUCUGUACGGAAGCACUUGAUCUCGGAAGAGUUGCCCGUAAUAAUCAAGAAAAAGUACAGGGAGAAAAUAUACUAAAACGUGAAAAGAGACAGACUGUGGCAAGCACAUUUUUUCAAAGGCACUGUCAGGGUGAAACAGUCAUUCCAACGUGUGAUCAAACGCAAGGACUUAGUAUGUACAUUUUGGAAGCCUGGUAUGGGGGAGUAAGUUGUAAUCCACCUGAUAUGUAUUUUGACACAGCUACUGCCCCAUGUGGGACUGAUGUUACAACUACAGUGAAAGGAUUAUGUGAUAAUUUAUUCGAGUGUAUGAUUUUAAUUGACGAUACAACAUUGGGGCCGACUAACUGUUCACCCGCUCAAGAUAAGGAUUUGUUCUUGGAAUACGACUGUGUGAGAGCAAGAGCUGUUGUAAUGGGAAUUCCUGGUCCAACCGGACCAAAGGGACCGACAGGCAUGAAGGGAGAAAGCAUUGCAGGAGAAAAGGGAAUGAAAGGCGAUCCGGGAACCAAAGGCUCAAUAGGAAUGAUAGGUCCCCAGGGAAUGGAUGGUGAAAAGGGUAAAAAGGGCAGAAUAGGAAAAAAUGGUAGAAUAGGACGUAGGGGCAAAGAUGGAGAAACUGGAGAAAAAGGACAAAGGGGAUUUAAGGGAGCAACCGGUGUCAAAGGGAAUAAAGGCAUGAAGGGUUAUAAAGGCAUAAAAGGACAAAAUGGAUCGAAAGGUCACACAGGAAUGAAAGGACAUAAAGGCAGCAAUGGAUACAAAGGCCUGAAGGGUAACAAAGGUUACAAAGGUCAAAAGGGGUUAAAAGGUUAUAAAGGACUAAAGGGUUACAGCGGAAGCAAGGGGUUGAAAGGCAUCAAAGGAAAUGACGGACAAAAGGGGUAUAAAGGUUUAAAGGGAGAAAAAGGGUUCAAAGGAUACAAAGGACAAAAAGGAUAUAAGGGUAGCAAGGGAAUGGAGGGAUUGAAGGGAUAUAAAGGCAAAAAGGGUAAUAAAGGUUACAAAGGUAAAAAAGGAUACCAAGGUGACAAAGGACAAAAAGGUUAUAAAGGUUACAAAGGACAAAAAGGAUAUAAAGGUAUAAAGGGAAUUAAAGGAAAUAAAGGAUACAAAGGACAAAAAGGAUUAAAAGGACAGAAAGGACAUAAGGGAUAUAAAGGUUACACAGGACAGAAAGGGUUAAAAGGGCACAAAGGACAUAAAGGUAUUAAAGGCUAUAAAGGACAAAAAGGAACUAAAGGUCACAAAGGAAUAAAGGGAUUUAAAGGCGACAAAGGUCAGAAAGGGUACAAAGGUAAUAAAGGAGUAAAGGGGUUCAAAGGCCAAAAAGGGAUGAUAGGACAAAAAGGAUAUAAAGGACAAAAGGGUACUAAAGGUUACACUGGUCAAAAAGGCUAUAAAGGAGGAAAAGGACAAAAAGGAUAUAAAGGUAUCAAAGGAAUGAAAGGAUACAAAGGAUUUAAAGGCGAAAAGGGACAAAAGGGAUACAAGGGCGGAAAAGGA
Mytilus trossulus (common blue mussel) is the source of this 1592-nucleotide messenger RNA. RefSeq names its product collagen alpha-1(XXV) chain-like. The annotation marks the transcript as partial. Lineage: Eukaryota; Metazoa; Mollusca; Bivalvia; Mytilida; Mytilidae. Gene Ontology annotation, cellular component: extracellular matrix. The record is from RefSeq and is a predicted model, not a curated record. The transcript has 7 exons.